Molecule: messenger RNA, 1560 nt
Organism: Lodderomyces orthopsilosis Co 90-125
Lineage: Eukaryota; Fungi; Ascomycota; Pichiomycetes; Serinales; Debaryomycetaceae
Gene: SMF3
Product: putative divalent metal ion transporter
Exons: 1
Coding region: 1-1560 (519 amino acids)
Biological process (GO): iron ion transport; intracellular manganese ion homeostasis
Cellular component (GO): plasma membrane
Molecular function (GO): cadmium ion transmembrane transporter activity; manganese ion transmembrane transporter activity
Source: RefSeq, a predicted model, not a curated record
AUGCACCCAGCAAUCAAAUCAACAAUACAAUCAUUCAAGAAGUACUUGACAUUCAUUGGUCCAGGCUUGGUAGUCUCGGUUUCGUAUUUGGAUCCAGGCAACUAUUCAACCUCAACAUCUGGGGGGUCAAUGUACCAGUACAAACUAUGUUUCAUCAUUUUCAUGUCAAAUAUAUUUGCAGUAAUUUUACAAACGCUAUGUGUAAAGUUGGGAACCAUAACUGGUCUUGAUUUGGCUGAGAUGUGUCGAUUGAAUUUGACUCCCAAGUGGAAUUUGUUCAUGUACUUGUGUGCUGAAAUUGCCAUCAUUGCUACCGAUUUGGCCGAGGUAGUUGGAACAGCAAUAUCCUUAGAAAUUUUAUUUGGUAUACCCUUGCUAUAUGGUGUGCUCAUUACCGUCCUUGAUGUUUUGAUUAUCUUAAUGGCGUACCACAAAGAUGGAUCCUUGAAACAGACCAAGGUAUUCGAGAUCUUGGUGUCCAUUUUGGUUAUGGCCACUUGUGUUUGUUUCAUUUUGGAGUUGUUCAAAUGUCCUUUUGAACCUGGAGCAGGAUGGGAAAUCUUCAAAGGGUUUCUUCCUGUAAACAAAGAGAUUUUCAAAGAAAAGAAUGCGUUGUUUUUGAGCUGUGGAAUUGUGGGAAGCACUGUCAUGCCUCACUCAUUAUUCUUAGGUUCUGCUUUGGUUCAACCAAGGUUAAAAGAUUUUGAUGAGAAACACGGCAUGAAAGAGGAUGUUCUUAUUGAUUCAGAUGAUGUACAACCAAGGGUGGUCCCUUUAAAUGCAACCCGGAAUGACACACCCUCUAAUCCAGCAGGUACUCCAAUGUCAAGAUUGAGAAGCUUGUCCAAUGGAUCGAUGCUUGUAAGGAAAUAUAAGCCCUCAUAUGAAGCAGUAAAGUAUUGUCUAAACUAUUCAUAUGUUGAAUUAGUUUUGUCGUUGUUCAUUGUUGCAGUCUUUGUCAACUCUGCUAUUUUAAUUGUGGCUGGAGCAACACUUUAUGGUAAGCCUGAUGCUGCUGAUGCGGACUUAUUAUCCAUAUAUGAAAUGUUAUCGCGCUAUAUAUCACCAGCUGCAGGGUUAUUGUUUGCAUUGAGUAUGUUGUUUUCUGGUCAAAGUGCUGGGAUCGUUUGCACUAUGGCAGGCCAGAUAGUUUCAGAAGGUUUUAUCAAUUGGACGAUUGCCCCCUGGAAGAGAAGAAUCAUGACAAGAGUGAUUGCAAUUGUGCCUGUCAUUAUUGUCAUCGGAAUUCUUGGUCGUGAAGGUGUCAAUAAGGUCAUGAAUUCCUCACAAGUUGUGCUUAGUUUCAUCUUACCGAUUGUUAGUGCACCCUUGAUUUACUUCACAUGUAAAAAGAAGUAUAUGGUGGUGUACAAGACCAGCAAUGUAUCAGAUGAAACAAGUCCAUUGCUUUUAUCAGGUGAUGAUAACGCAGGUACUUCCAAGCCAAUCACGUACGAGAAUGGAAGAUUUUUACAAAUCUCAAGUAUAUUAACAUGGGUUAUUAUUACAGCUCUAAAUAUUUACUUAAUUAUUGCCUUUGCCAAUGGAGCAGACAUAUAG